Molecule: messenger RNA, 1065 nt
Organism: Parastagonospora nodorum SN15
Lineage: Eukaryota; Fungi; Ascomycota; Dothideomycetes; Pleosporales; Phaeosphaeriaceae
Exons: 2
Coding region: 1-1065 (354 amino acids)
Source: RefSeq, a predicted model, not a curated record
AUGAGGGCUCGACAAGCGCGCAAGGCAAGGGGCAAACGCGUAGAUAAGCGUCUGCUUCAGAACGACAUUCGCUUGAUACUGAAAGCAGUAUCCCCCCUGAAUCAACAUGAAAGUCCUCAUCACCGGGCGCAGGCGGCUUCGUCGGCCAGAUCGUCGCCCAAAAACUCAUCUCCACAUCCACUGCCACAUCCCUCAUCCUCGCAGACGUUCAAGGAGCCUCCAAACCCAACCUCUUCCACCGCUGUGCAAUGUCUCGGCGCGGACCUAACAGACCCAAAAGCCGCGGAAGCUUUGAUUGCACAGGAACCAGAUGCAGUCUACAUUCUACACGGCAUAAUGUCCAGCGGCUCCGAAGCGAAUCUCGAGCUCGGGCUGAAAGUAAACUUCGACUCCGUGCGGCAACUGCUCGACAUUAUUCGCGUCAAGCGGCCGGGGAUUAAAGUCGUGUUUACGUCGUCGUGCGCGGUGUUUGGCCGGAAAGCAGUGGGCAACACGGCGACGGAGACGGAUAUCGUACCCAUGCCUGAAUCGAGCUACGGCACGCAGAAACUCAUGGUGGAGUUUUUGGUCAAUGAUUAUUCGCGACGUGGACUUAUUGAUGGGCGGAUCGUGCGUCUUCCAACUGUUUUUGUUAGGGCGGGCGCGCCGACAGCGGCGGCGAGUUCGUUUGUGUCGGGGAUUGUGCGGGAGCCGGUGCAUGGGCAGGGAAGUGAAUUGCCCGUGGAUCCGAGUAUUGGGAUUUGGUUGACGAGUCCGCGGGCGCUGGCGGCGAAUCUUGUGCAUGCGAUUAAGGCGCCCAAGGAGAAGUUUGGGCAUUAUAGACAGGUGUUGUUGCCGGGAUAUACGGCGACGAGUGGGGAGAUUUUGGAGGCGUUGGAGAAGGUUUGUGGGAAGGAGACGAGGGCGUUGGUGAAGGAGAAGAGGGAUGAGACGAUACAGAGGAUUGUGUUGAGUUGGCCGGCUGGGUAUGAUACGACUCGGGCGAAGGAACUCGGUUUUGAAGAGGAUGUGGGGCUGGAGCAGACGAUUAGGGAUUUUGUCGAGGCGGAGAAACAAAAGUCUUGA